AUGGGACAAGCACAGGACAAGUUUGUGGACGAGCAAAAUGAAGACGGUUCACAAGAUUCUCCUACUGUGGAAGACUCCGUGAUUACUGAAGCAACUUUUACCGUGGUUGCGUCGGAAUCUCAAGUUCACCAUGAUAUUAGUUUCUCACCGCCUUCUAUACAAGACACACAACUAAAAAGAACUAGUUCAAAUUCUGUGUUCGGUGAUAUAGAUCCCAAUGGCAUUCGAAGUGAAAAAGGAAAAUUUUUCGCUUCAGAUGUCAAUGGUCACAUUGAUUUGGCAGAGAAUGAUGAUAAUUUUACUAUUCACCUAACCAGCUCCACAAUAGAUUUUUCAAAUAAUUCACUCGCGAGUUCCCUUGCGAAUUUAACAAUUCGAGAUUCUCCAUCAUUGGAUAGUAUAACAACAGCGUCUGUUGUGCAAGCGACAACAGUGAAAAACACACAUAAUAGCUUAUCUAGAACCAUUGAUGAAAAUUAUAACCCGGCUGUAGAGGAAACAUCCGGUUUAAUUAAAAUAGCAGGCACAGCAGAAUCAACUCGUAAAAGGACAUCUAAAGACAUAAAAUCGACAUUAGCUGAUGAAGCCGAAUAUACGAUACCACCAGCCAUUGCAGAGGAUGUUUUACGAGAGAUGUUAGCAAAUAAACCCAGUCAGGAUUUACUUGAAGAGUUGGAGCAACCAGCUGUGGUCACAAAUGGAAAAGGAGAAAAUUCUUCAUCAAAAUUUAAAGGCGAUUCGGUAAACCAUGAGAAAAAUG
This is a messenger RNA of Dentiscutata heterogama, 760 nucleotides long. The record is from the annotation of a GenBank genome assembly. NCBI's taxonomy places the organism in Eukaryota, Fungi, Glomeromycota, Glomeromycetes, Diversisporales, Gigasporaceae.